This is a messenger RNA of Nipponia nippon (crested ibis), 2366 nucleotides long. The record is from RefSeq and is a predicted model, not a curated record. Lineage: Eukaryota; Metazoa; Chordata; Aves; Pelecaniformes; Threskiornithidae.
UGCUUUAAGACGAAGACAUCAUGGAUAAAUACGAAAUCGUUAAAAAAAUUGGAGAAGGAUCUUUUGGCAAAAUAUUCUUGGCAAAAGGAAAAGUGGAUAAUGAGCAGUGUGUUAUCAAAGAGAUCAAUUUCACUAAGAUGCCUGUGAAAGAAAAGGAAGCCUCUCAGAAAGAAGUCAUUCUUCUGGCCAAGAUGAAACAUGCAAAUAUCGUAACCUUCUAUGCUUCUUUGCAAGAAAAGAACAAGCUAUAUAUUGUGAUGGAAUACUGUGAUGGUGGAGAUUUAAUGAAGCGGAUAAAUAUGCAGCAUGGAGUGCUGUUUGACGAGGACCAGAUUCUGAGUUGGUUUGUGCAGAUCUCCUUGGGCUUGAAGCAUAUUCAUGACAAGAAGAUUUUACACAGAGAUGUAAAAGCACAGAACAUUUUUCUUAGCAAUAAUGGAAAGGUAGCAAAGCUUGGGGACUUUGGUGUAGCAAGACAGUUGGACAGCACUAUGGAGUUUGCCCAUACCUGUGUAGGGACCCCCUAUUAUCUGUCACCUGAGAUCUGUGAAAAUCGACCAUAUAACAAUAAAACAGAUAUUUGGUCUCUUGGCUGUGUGCUUUAUGAGCUAUGUGCACUAAAGCAUCCUUUUGAAGGCAAUAGUUUGCACCAGCUGGUGCUGAAGAUCUGCAGAGGACAUUUUCACCCAGUGUCUCCCAACUAUUCAUAUGACCUGAGGAUAUUAAUUUCUCAGUUGUUUAAAAAAUCUCCAAAAGAUCGACCAUCUAUCAACUCUAUUCUAAGGAAGCCCUUCUUGCAGAAGCUCGUUCUCAGGUAUUUGCCCCCUGAGGAAGAACUCAGUCACACUGUGAUACAUAGAAAAAGGCCUUCAGCAGCACAGCCUGGAGCCGAGCUGAUGCAAGCACAUAAACUUCAAAAAAGGAGAGUCCAGGACCAAGUUUCUCCGGAAUCUGGAAUGGUGGUGCCUGUCAAGAAACAGGAAUUAUUUCAAAGAAAUGAUUGGAAGCCUCCUUCAAGAGGGCAACAGUCUAUUUUUCAGCCACAGAGCUCCAGAUUUAUGAUGGCAGAAAGGCCAGAAAGUAUUAGAGUACAUGGCCAUUAUGGUCAUUACUAUGAUAAGCUUGACAACUUGCAGAGGAAAGCUAAUGCAUAUUAUGACCUUUCUCAUAUCAGCCAAAGAGUUGAGGAAUACUAUAAACUAAAAGGAGAAGUUGCACCUCCACCCCCGCCACCCGACUGGCCUGCAGAGUAUGUUCAAAGGCGUUUUGAAGCCCAACAGUACAAGAUUAAAGUGGAAAAACAGCUGGGACUGCGACCAUCCUCUGCUGACCCAAAUCAUGACCAGAUACAACAGCAGAAAAUAAAGGAAGGGCAUGUCAAAAACCGUCAGCAGGACGUGUCUAGAAAGAAUGAAAUGAAAGAACAGUGUGGUAUAAUAGUACGUGAUGCAUACUACUUCCCUGUUGGGGUUUUUUCCUCCUUCCAGGACAUGGAAGAAAACUUUAAACAAGUCAGACUCCAGGAUAGGCAAGACCAAAAUAUCUUAGAAAAGAAACAUAACACAAAGGGAGGAGUGAAGUUUGAAAUUAAUUUAGAUGUAUGUGUUCCUGAGGAAGACAGCAUUCAAGAAGCAGAGGUACUAGAUAAACUCAAUGAGACUUUGACUUUCGUGGAUGGUGAGAAUCUUAAGGAGAAAUUGGUGGAAGUUUAUGAAGAUCAUAUGGACAGAGCUUCGGAAGAACUAUCUGGACACCAAACAGAGUCCAAUGAUAUUGGUGAUACCAAAGAAGACAGAAAACAUUGGCAACCUGGAGCCCCUCAGACACUACUGAAUUUUUUAGCUGAUGCUGAUAUCACUUCUGUAUGUCCUACUAUGGCUGAAAAUGAACUUGCUGACCAUGCUAUUCUGCCUGAAGACAUCCCAGAAAACAGGAAGCAGUGGAAACAAACACCACCAGGGACACUGCUUGACAUCUUAGCAAAAGCAGAGCUAUCUAAGGACUCCUUCAUCCGACUUGACGAGGAAGUAGAAUACAAGGAAGAUAAUUCAGAAGCAUACUCUGCUGUUGCUGUUGAUGAAGGCAGACUUGAGCCAAGAUCAGAUGAUGAAGACACAAAUUUUGAAGAUUCUGAAGAUGAACUAAGACAUGAGCUGGAAGAAUCUCUGGAAAAAGCGGCAGCUUCUCCAGCAGAGAGAACCGUGAAGUCUCCCAUCCUUUCAAUAAAUAAAGGUCAAACAGAUGAAGAAAAGAUAAGUUUACCUCACAAACUACUUGGAAAAUCUGAUGAUUUAGAAACUAACCAUGGGUCAUUUAGUGUUGACACACAUAAUGAAAAAGUCAAACAGGAAGCAAGAGCUACCUAG